Molecule: messenger RNA, 4041 nt
Organism: Wallemia ichthyophaga EXF-994
Lineage: Eukaryota; Fungi; Basidiomycota; Wallemiomycetes; Wallemiales; Wallemiaceae
Product: putative ATP-dependent RNA helicase DHX36
Exons: 4
Coding region: 1-4041 (1346 amino acids)
Cellular component (GO): intracellular anatomical structure
Molecular function (GO): RNA binding; ATP binding
Source: RefSeq, a predicted model, not a curated record
AUGAGCGUGAACAGCAAUCACAACAGCAAUCACAUGGCACACCACGCUAAUCAAUGGCGUACAUCUUCGAAUCAGCAGCAGCCACAACAACCACAGCAAUCACAGCAAACACGAAAGCCAUACUCCCUCCCUGGUCUAAUCCGCAAGAAGAAAUUCAUUGAAAACUCGUAUCCUGGCAUAUCUCUCCCCCCUCAAAUCUCCCAGAAUCCUAAAUCUCCAAUCGCUAACUACGUUUCUCUCAAGUGGGGCUAUCAGCCAUCCUACCAGACUGUAAAGUGUCUUAUCGAAGGCCAACAGAGGUAUAGGUCAUUCGUUCUGGCUGAUCAAUUGCCUGAUAGGAAUGUUGAAGGCUGCGGUGAUGACGUUGUUGCUAAGACUUCUGAGCAGCUCGCUGCUUUGGACGCUCUCUAUCAGCUUCAAGCGUUGGGUCUACUUGAGAAGCCAGAGACUCAAGUUCAGCCUCAGUCUCAACCCCAAGCAAAACAAUUCCAUCACUUCUUAUCUGACGGCGCCACUGGUUUGGAUUUCGAGCUCUCAAAGAGAUUUAUCGACUUCUACUGCCAGAAGUUCAAUAUGCGUCACUUUGCAGACGCCUAUCAAAAGUACUCUUCUAGCACAAAAAGUAAGAAGAAGCACUCCGAUGGCUGGGAAUGUGUUAUCGUCAUUGCCAAUCUUUCCAUGGGCAGCGCAAAGCACUCCAAUAAGAGGCAGGCUACGCAACUAGCCUAUAUUGAUGCUACAAAGUAUCUCGAAAAGUGCGACAAUGGUUUGUGGCUCGAAUUUGAACAAUCCAUUAAGGGUGAAAAGGCCGAUAAGGCUGAGAAGGCUGCUAUGGAAGCACACAAAGGUGCAACCUUAUCCUACCAAGCUUCCAAUAAGGUACAAGAAAUACUCAACAACAUCAUCGACGAUACAAAAUCUUCGAAAUUGUACUCAAAACGUCCAUAUAAUGAUGAAGACGAUGAUAUCACUACCCGUCCAUCCACACCAACAUCUCUCACUAACCCUGCUUCCAAGAAACAAUUCAAACCACGUAGAGCUCCUGCUAAACGUCACUUGGAGAAUAAAUCUCUCUCAAUGUCCAAGGACCUUGAGUUCUACAAUACAAACCAGCAAUUCGAAAAGAUUCGCCAGCAGAGAGCUUCACUGCCUAUCUUCACUCAAGCAGAGGAGGUUGUGAAAAGCGUUAAUGAAAACAUGAUUACUGUACUCAUGGCCGCCACUGGUUCAGGCAAGACUACUCAGAUGCCCCAGCUCCUCCUCGACGACGCUAUCCAGCAUGGUAGAGGUGGCAAGUGUAACAUUCUCUGCACCCAGCCAAGACGUAUUGCUGCCAUCUCUGUUGCUCAAAGAGUCGCUGCUGAGCGUGGUGAGAAGCUCGGCAAAAGAGUUGGCUACCAGGUGCGUUUUGAAUCAAAGAAAGCUGAACCUCAUGGUUCCAUCAAUUUUUGCACCACUGGUGUCUUCCUCAGACGUAUGCAGUCCGCUCUAGAAGAGAGUGAGAGUGUUGAUUCUAAUGCUGAAGGAGAUGCUCAGAGGUAUGGCCUACUCGACGAAAUUACUCAUGUUGUCGUCGAUGAGGUUCACGAACGUGAUAUUGAUACCGACCUCACUCUCGUUGUGCUCAAGCGUCUUAUCGCCGAUCGUCAAGCAAGGGGGAAGCCACUCAAGGUUAUUCUCAUGUCAGCUACCAUAGACUCCGAUCUCUUCCAAAACUACUUUGCUUCUGUCAACAACGGCGUACCUGCCCCAGUUGCUGAUAUACCUGGACGCUCUUACCCGGUGACAAAACACUUCCUCGACGACUAUCUCGAGGAUCUCAAGGCAGUGCCCGAAAGAGAAGGUGGCUGGGUGUGGAGAGAGAAGAAUGUCAAUGAGUACAUGAGAAAUGAGUUUAGAAGUGAAGUCGGUGGAGAUGAAAUUGAAAUACCAUACCCACUCGUAGCUUUAACGAUUGCACAUGUUUUGAGCUUCUCGCGCAACGCUGACGGCCAUCUGCUCAUCUUCUUGCCUGGUUGGGAUGAGAUUAAGGCUGUGCAGACUAUUCUGGAAGAGCAGCAACUCUGCGGUAUAAACUUCAACGACUCUUCCAAAUACUCAAUUCACGUGCUGCACUCAUCGGUGCCUGUCCAAGAGCAACAGAAGAUUUUUGAGCCGUGUGAAGACGGUAUCAGGAGGAUUAUUCUUUCAACAAACGUCGCUGAAACGUCAGUUACCAUUCCUGACGUAGUUUACGUCGUUGAUGCGGCCAGAGUCAAGGAGAAGAGAUACGAUGCGGAGCGUCACAUGAGUCAGCUAGUAUCGGCGUGGGUCGGCAAGUCCAACCUCAACCAGCGCGCCGGUAGGGCCGGUAGACACCGUGAGGGAGAGUACUAUGGUGUUCUGUCCAAGCGCAGGUAUGAGUCGUUAGCAGCACACCAGACUGUCGAGAUGAAGAGGGUAGAUUUGAGCGAGGUAGUGCUUCGCGUGAAAGCGCUUAACUUCCCCGGUCUCGAAGUCGAGGAUGUGCUAGCGCAGGCGAUCGAGCCACCAGCUCCCGAAAGGGUGAAGUUGGCGCUCGAUAGGCUCUAUCUGAUCGGAGCAAUUAAUAAGAAGAAGGAGCUUACGUCGCUUGGUAAGGUGUUGCUCCAGCUGCCGAUUGAAGCGCCUAUCGGCAAACUGAUACUAUAUGCGACCUUUUUCAGAUGUCUCGAUCCUGCACUCACUCUCGCUGCUAUUCUCACCAACCGGGAUCCGUUCGUCGCACCGCUUGAUCACCGCGCAGAAGCCAAUGCGGCGAAGCAGAAAUGGAGUCGGUUGGAGUACAAGAGCGACCCGUUCACCAUCCUCAAUGCAUACGAAGCGUGGUGGGCGCUGCAUAGCGCUGGGCGCCACUCGCAGGCGUGGGACUUUGUCAACGAGAAUUUCCUCUCGCGUGCCACUCUCUUGCAGAUCAGACAGGUCAAGGAGCAUCUCUACAAGUCGCUCGAAAGUCUCAAGCUGACUGACUUCAUGACGGCUGAUCCUGCACUCAACAAGUCCAAGAUCGGUGCUGAGAAGUUGCGCGCGAGGAGAGGAGAGUUGAUUGUACCGGAGUAUCUCAAUACUAACGCUCGCUCUAAACCCCUCCUCGCGGCUCUCAUCGCUAUGUCAUGCUCACCUAACUUUGCUCUCAGGACGGGCGAUCGCAAUCAUCGCAUGGCAGCUGAAAAGAGCGUAUUCAUUCACAGCUCUUCCGUUCUCCAUCCUAGAAACGAAAAGGAUGAAGUAGCCUACAAGAAGCAGAUGGAUCAUUUCAACAAGCACAUUGUCUCCUUCCAAGAAAAAACAAAGAAUAUCUCCAACCUCUCAGCAGGUCCUGGUGGGAAGGAGCCGCAAGUGAUGUUGCGGAUGUGUACGCGACUCGACUUGAUGGUGUAUGCCAUAUUCGGCGCAGCGGAGAUCAAGCUGGAUGACUACAGCGGGGACUAUGUGCUAGAUGACUGGGUGACGCUGUUCGGAGCCACACCUCAACUCGAAUCACUGCGCAGACUUAAGGCAAUGGUGCACUCGUGCAUGUUGCGCGCAUUCGAAGGUGUACACGCGGGUAGUGCACUCGAGCAGACGGAGAUGUACAAUGACGAAGAGGUGUAUAAGCUCGAUAACAUGCUGCUCCUUCAGAGUGAAGAAGAGGCUGAACAGAGCAACGAGGAGAAACUGUCACCCAAGGAGCAGGUGGAGCUUGAUGUGAUGGCUAACAAUGUCGUCUUCCUGUUGAACCAGUUUGCAAACGAUAAGGCCGAGCUGGAGGGUAAGGUAUUGCGCAAACAUGCUCCCUCGGCAGGCAAGAAGAAUGCUUCUAGUAGUAGUUACGGUAAUGGUAAUGGUAAUGGCAAUGGUAACGGUAAUGGUGGCUUCGGUAUCAAGCAAAUACUGAAAAGAUCUGCCCCAUCUGCUUCCAGCUAUAGCAGCAGACAGCCUAGUAGUGCGAGCAGUAGCAAUAUUAGCAGGGAGACAAGCAGAAGCAAUAGCAGACCAGCAGCUACAGGUUCUCGAGGAGUGGAAGCCUCUAGGUGGAGAUAG